This is a messenger RNA of Fusarium graminearum PH-1, 1024 nucleotides long. RefSeq lists its product as uncharacterized. NCBI's taxonomy places the organism in Eukaryota, Fungi, Ascomycota, Sordariomycetes, Hypocreales, Nectriaceae. Bases 110 to 556 code for a protein of 148 amino acids. Gene Ontology annotation, cellular component: RNA polymerase III complex; RNA polymerase I complex; RNA polymerase II, core complex. The transcript has 2 exons. The record is from RefSeq and is a predicted model, not a curated record. Gene Ontology annotation, molecular function: DNA-directed RNA polymerase activity. Gene Ontology annotation, biological process: DNA-templated transcription.
GACAAUCAACAGCAACUAACAGGACAUACGUAUCGCGCUCGGUCUUUCGUUCCCGGUAGAACACUACAAACAACUUCACAUAUUCCAUUUUUCUCACAACUCAUUCAAAAUGGCCAGCGGAGAUGCCACCCUCUUUGAGGAGUCCUUUACCGUAAUGGAGUACGAUCAGUCCAAGUAUGACCGUGUCGCACGCAUUCAUUGCACAUCGGCCGACUCGCAGACCAUCAUGUCACUCGAUAUCAACAUCGAACUAUUCCCUUGUGUCCGUGGUGACUCUCUGCACGUCGUUUUGACAACAACGCUGGCUCUGGAUGGAAGCAAGGAGGAGGAGAAGGGCUGGCGGGACGUUGGUAAGGGCGGUGAUGCGCCAGCCACGAUUGCCGACCUCUACGACUAUGUGUGCCAUGGCAAAAUCUACAAGUUCGAAGAGACAUUCGAUGGAAACACCAUCAAUGCUUACGUCUCUUUCGGUGGUCUCCUCAUGUCGCUCCAGGGCCCUGUCAAGAAGUUGACUCCGCUCCGCGUCGAUAACGUCUACCUUCUUGUCAAGAAAUAAUCCGAAGCGCAAAUGAUACAUUUAUCUAGACUAUAGCUCUUCACCGCCACCGCAGGCUUUUGCUUCCUCGCUAGCUUUAGGUCAUAUCAAUGAUACCCGAACCAAAACCGCCUCCUUGCUCCCAACAAGUUUCAAAGUGCUUCAGUUUUACCAACUUCAGACUCAGAGUGGGCACCAAUCGCUCCGAUGCGGACCUGGAAAUGAAAUGUUGCGGCGGACUCUCUGUUUGAUCUGUUCGAUCUCGGGCUCGUUUUCGUCAGUCAUAAUACCGUGGCGAAUGAAGAAAUCAAUCGUGACGAGGGCGCAGUUGGGUUUAAAGCGUCCCGCAGCAAGAUCCGCCUUGACUUGAUCGACGUCACACAGGUCGAAUCUUUCAGCUUCGCCGUCGCUUGGUUGAGGAAUCACAUCAUUGGAGAGCUCAAGAUGGUAGACCCAUUGGCAUUCCGGGUAAAUAAAGUCACCCUCGCC